GGAAACCAUUUGGAACCUCCGUGUGGCCUUCCUCCAGGAGAGAGUUAUCAACCAAUGGGAAUCCUUCACCAUAUGGAAUGCUGGGAAACAGGGCCGGAAACUAUACCGCUGCCUCAGUUCCUUCAGUCAGAAGAAGGUUCGAGCGUUCUGCGACGUGGAUGUGAAUAAGAUCAAGAAAGGCUUCUACACCUAUGAGGAGUCCAAGGAGAGGCCCAAGCCUCAUAUCCCUGUACUGCACUACAGAGAUGCCUCUCCACCCUACAUCAUCUGUGUCAAGCUGGACAUGACCGGAGGAGUGUUUGAGGAAAAGUCUCUCCAUCUGAAGAAGUCUCUCCAUCUUGAAGAGUCUCUCCAUCUUGAAGAGUGGACUACUACCACUUCAACUAACACUCUGAGAUGUAGAGACGAUGGGAUGGAGAGACAGAGGGCGGGGGGGGGGUCUGGUAGAUGGUGA
Messenger RNA from Oncorhynchus masou masou (cherry salmon), 454 nucleotides. RefSeq names its product queuosine-tRNA galactosyltransferase-like. The transcript has 4 exons. Lineage: Eukaryota; Metazoa; Chordata; Actinopteri; Salmoniformes; Salmonidae. The annotation marks the transcript as partial. The record is from RefSeq and is a predicted model, not a curated record.